Messenger RNA from Pollicipes pollicipes, 357 nucleotides. RefSeq lists its product as uncharacterized. The coding region runs from base 1 to 357 and encodes 118 amino acids. The record is from RefSeq and is a predicted model, not a curated record. The transcript is spliced from 3 exons. Lineage: Eukaryota; Metazoa; Arthropoda; Thecostraca; Pollicipedomorpha; Pollicipedidae.
AUGGGUCAGUUCGUGGAGAGCCUCAUUCCCGGCAGCUACGCCCCGCAGCCGGCGUACUCUCAUGGCCCGAGCAACCACCAGUCGUCCUACAAGGAGCCGGACCACUACGACACGCCCUACCAGUUUGAUUACGCUGUCAACGACCACUACUCUGGUGCCGUCUUCUCCCAGAACGAGAACAGCGACGCCAAGAAAGUCAACGGCUACUACUCGGUGCUCGUUGCCGCCGCUCUCCUGGCUGUUGCCGCCGCCGCUCCCUCCAACAGCUACGCCCCGAAGCAGGCGUCUCAUGGCCCGAGCUACCACCAGCCGUCCUACAAGGAGCCGGACCACUACGACACGCCCCUACCAGUUUGA